This is a messenger RNA of Hyla sarda, 3787 nucleotides long. RefSeq names its product protein phosphatase 3 catalytic subunit beta (gene PPP3CB). NCBI's taxonomy places the organism in Eukaryota, Metazoa, Chordata, Amphibia, Anura, Hylidae. Gene Ontology annotation, cellular component: calcineurin complex; cytoplasm. The record is from RefSeq and is a predicted model, not a curated record. Gene Ontology annotation, biological process: calcineurin-mediated signaling. Gene Ontology annotation, molecular function: calmodulin-dependent protein phosphatase activity; calmodulin binding. The coding region runs from base 510 to 2045 and encodes 511 amino acids. The transcript is spliced from 14 exons.
AUAGCAACCAAUCAUAAGACUACAAGACUUUACAGUACAGGGGAUCCGGCCAGGGAGAGCAGUGGUCCAUAGCAACCAAUCAGAAAAGUGUUUACAUUCAGUAACCUGGGGAAAUAUAGAGAGCUGAUAGGUGGUUGGUUGCUAUGGGAAACACCUCCCGUGUGUGAGAGCCCUGGUGAUAAUACAGGAAUCUGCACAGAAAGUUCAUGUAUGAACACCGCGCAGACAUCACCCCUCACCUCCCGGCUCAGCCGCCUCCCCCUCCUCUCCUGUGAGGGAGAGCCGCCGUGAUGCAUGCUGGGCCGGGACAUCCCCCUUCCCGCGCCGCCGUGUGAGCCGCACAGUCUGCGCUGCCGCCGCCAUGUUGCCAGCAGCCGCUACCGUCAGGCUCUAGCUGUGCCCCGCUUCUGUCCUCCUUCCCCCUCCCUCCCUGAAAACACCCCGAGCCGCCAGGAGGAGGAGGCCGCCGCGGAGUGACUAGAGCAGGGAGAGGCCCCGCAGCCCGCACCAUGUCCACCAAGGACGGUAAACACUCCACCACCGAGCGGGCGGUUAAAUCUGUCCCUUUCCCCCCAACACACCGAUUAACAUCUGAGGAGGUAUUUGAUAUUGAUGGAAAACCCAGAGUGGAUAUUUUAAAAAACCACCUAAUAAAAGAAGGCCGGGUAGAUGAAGAAAUUGCACUUCGGAUCAUCAAUGAGGGAGCUGCAAUUUUACGAAGAGAGAAGACAAUGAUAGAAGUUGAAGCACCUAUAACAGUUUGCGGUGAUAUUCACGGUCAGUUCUUUGACUUGAUGAAGUUGUUUGAAGUAGGAGGAUCGCCAGCCAACACAAGAUACCUCUUUUUGGGCGACUAUGUAGAUAGAGGGUAUUUUAGCAUAGAGUGUGUCUUAUAUUUAUGGGUUUUGAAGAUUCUGUAUCCCACUACUCUCUUUCUUUUGAGAGGCAAUCAUGAAUGCAGGCACCUUACAGAAUAUUUCACUUUUAAACAAGAAUGUAAAAUAAAAUAUUCAGAAAGGGUUUAUGAAGCCUGUAUGGAAGCAUUUGAUUGUCUUCCAUUAGCUGCACUUUUAAAUCAACAAUUUCUUUGUGUCCAUGGAGGACUGUCUCCAGAAAUACACACAUUAGAUGACAUUAAAAGAUUAGACAGGUUCAAAGAACCUCCCGCCUUUGGCCCUAUGUGUGACUUGUUGUGGUCAGACCCUUCAGAAGAUUUUGGUAAUGAGAAGUCACAAGAACACUUCAGUCAUAACACGGUCAGGGGAUGCUCUUACUUUUAUAGUUACCCAGCUGUUUGUGAGUUUUUGAUGACUAAUAACCUGCUGUCCAUCAUCAGAGCGCAUGAAGCACAAGAUGCUGGAUAUCGAAUGUACAGAAAAAGUCAAACAACGGGGUUUCCUUCUUUAAUAACAAUAUUUUCAGCUCCUAACUACUUAGAUGUCUAUAAUAAUAAAGCUGCUGUAUUAAAAUAUGAAAAUAAUGUGAUGAAUAUCCGACAGUUCAAUUGCUCACCACACCCGUACUGGCUGCCAAACUUUAUGGACGUCUUUACUUGGUCCUUGCCAUUUGUUGGUGAAAAAGUAACAGAGAUGCUGGUGAAUGUUCUGAGUAUUUGUUCAGACGAUGAGUUAAUGACUGAAGGAGAAGACCAGUUUGACGAACGACUCAUAUAUGGCAAUAGAAAAGUAGGUACAGCUGCAGCUCGUAAAGAAAUCAUCAGGAACAAAAUACGGGCGAUUGGAAAGAUGGCAAGAGUCUUCUCUGUACUCAGGGAGGAAAGUGAAAGUGUUUUGACACUGAAGGGUUUAACCCCAACUGGAAUGCUGCCAAGCGGGGUGCUUGCUGGAGGACGGCAGACUUUACAAAGUGCAAUACGAGGAUUCUCUCCACAACACAAAAUCUGCAGCUUUGAAGAAGCUAAGGGAUUGGACAGGAUCAACGAAAGGAUGCCUCCCAGGAAAGAUGCCAGGCAGCAAGAUGGUAUUAAUUCAGUAAACACAAAUGCCAAGGAAAAUAAUGGGACUGGUAACAACAAUGCCCAGUGACUGCUCCUGUCCAGGUUUACUCUCACACCUUGCCUGAGAAGUCCUAGAUUCAUGCUUUGUGAUAGAACAGCUUCAAUAGCCAUGGGGCACUAGAAGACCUAUAACUGACCGCUCAAAGUCCUGGAAAACGCAGCAGAUUCCUGUGUGUAAACUGUAAAUCCAAGUAAAAAAAUAAUAAUCUGAACUCUUAUAAGGACAAGUCCAGAACUUGCCAGUUGAAUGGUCUUUGAAACAUAGGAAAGCAUUGGGCUGUUUUUCAUGAAAGCACAUCUAGUGUAGCAUCUCACGCUGAUCAUUGUCGACACUUAAGUUUACAAAUGGAAAUCUGUUUUUGUUCACUAGCUAGAUUUUCUUUUUCAAUCCAAAUUUGAGUACAUCCCUUUUAAUUCCGCUAUUUAUUUAAGACAUUUGUUUAUUAAAUGUCUUUAAAGAUAAGACUUGUCUUAUAUAUACCCAGGCUGCAAGAUGCGUUUUGCAAACCUACAAAGCGCAAGGACAAAAUAACCCGUUGGCUCUCCGGCAUGCUGACCUCAGGUGUAUUCAUUAGAUGUAGCUGAUUUAUUAUGUAUUAUAUAUUCACUGUAUUUUUUAGUUUUAAGGAUUACGGAUGGAUUUCUACAUAGGAACAUUUAUUACUUGAACACAGAUCAAACAGAUAUUUAAUUUCAAUUUCCCUUUAAAAUGUUAAAGAAAGAUUUUCAAAAAGAAAAAAGUUUAAAAAAAGUCAUGAUUGUUCAUUCUAGGGUACUUUUAAUUGAGCAAUGUACAUUCUGUUAAAGUAAAUUUUGAUUCAUAUCAAGUCUGUAAAGCUUGCAUUGUAUUUUGUGUAUGCAUGUUUUCUUUUUUUGCAAAUAUUUAAUAUAUAAACCUAUGAUGCACAGGAACUGCAUCUAUAGGUUACAUAGAUGUUAUUGAUACUUUUUAGUUUAUUGUGAGUAUUAAAGUUGCUUCUAUGGCUGAUCACAUGACUGCGUAACUGCAGGGUUUUUUCUCAACUUAUUUCUGCACGGGCUUUGCGGAGCCUUUGCUGAACAUAAGGAAGUUGCUCUGUCCAACCGUUACAACAUUAGUGACUGUAAAUCCAAGACUGCAUGUUCAUUUCUUUUGAUAUUUGCUGGACUGCUAAGUUUGAAUUCCAACAAUUUACUACUUUGUUCCACAAAUGAAAUGUACUGAUUUCCAUUGUAUUUUUGGUAUAUAUUUUGACAUUUUACCUUUUCAUCUUUGCAACAUCACUUGAAACAUGAAUCCAUUAAGGUUACCUUCCCUGCCCCUACCUUUCAUUAUCAUGCUUUACAAAUUGUACAUAUUCCUCAUCCAGGUCAGAAUUUUAUGCAUGUUCUGAAUUAUCUAAGAGUUUUAUAAACUGUAGCACACAAUACAUUUUGUGCAUGGGCCGCUGCUCUGAACAGUGUGUCAAUUUUUGUAUGUUCCUGCCCUUUUGCUUUUUAAUAUAAGAAUAUAGAAUAAAUAAAAAAAAAAAUUAAAUUUUCCUCAUGGCUUAAAAAUUGCCACAUCACGAUUCAAUGAAAAUGACUGAACUGAGUAUAAUUCUCCAUCAAGAACCUUCUCUAGGUAUAUAAGCCCUCUAUGAUAAAAUGUAUGUUUCUUCUAUACUGCCAAACUUCUUCCUCUACAAUAUGCAACCUAUUUGCAGGCGAUAAUGUAUGAUGUUCUCCCAAAUAAAAUGAAAAUGUAUUUAACAAUAAAUGAUUAUUGCAGUUUGUCAGUAAAGACAAGAA